AUGUCCGCAACAUCAUCGCCACAGGUUGCAGCUCCCACAUCUCCCCCGCGCGCUGGGCGUCUACGAGGCCUCUCGUACCUUCGUCAUUACGCCCAUGGACACGCCCACUCCCCUUCACAGGCCGCUCCCACUGUUGUUACGGCUGCCAAUGUCAACUCAAGCAACGGGAAUGCCACCACCUCUCCUCCAUCUCUAGUUCAGCAACCUACAUCACCCCCAACUGCGGCGGCUGCUCGAGCUCGGUCAACUUCCCCGUUGAACAACACAGCGUCGAACGCGUGGCUACCCACGGUCAGCGGGGUUAGCGGCUUAUCCCGUGUGGCUUCACAACCUUCUGCAGAGCUAUCUACAUCUACUGGGGUUGUCACUUCAAAUGGUUCGUCCAAUGCUCGCUCAAUUCCCAGUUCAGCUCCUGCCGUGCGCUCCAUUGACGAAGCUCUGUCUACUUCUCCAGAUGCUGGCCCACCUACACAUCAACCGAAUCACCCUCCCUUGGUUCGCUCACCAAGCAAUACUCCUCGCGCCGUUCAGCCUUCCGACCCGGCUGCUUCGAUACGAUUCGUUCCCCAUGUCGACACGCGCGCUACUCGUGAGUCGUUGGUUUUUACACCCAUUGAGCGCAUAUUACGGUUCAAAGAUGAGCGCAUCAGGGUCGGUCGGUACAGUGAUCGUGACCAGGCAAACCCAUCUGCCCCGGUAGGGUUCAAAUCAAAGGUAGUUUCGCGCCGGCAUUGUGAAUUCUGGUGUGACAACGGCCAGUGGCACGUUAAGGAUGUAAAGAGCUCUAGCGGCACUUUCUUGAACCACGUAAGGUUAUCUCCGCCUGGUGUGGAGAGCAGGGCGUAUCCGCUGUACGAUGGGGAUAUCUUGCAGCUUGGAAUCGACUUCAAAGGCGGGGAAGAGCAGAUAUUUCGGUGUGUGAAGAUUAGGGUCGAGUUGAAUAGAGCCUGGCAGAAGGCGCUUAAUAAUUUCAAGUAUAUAUUCGAUCCCUGGAACGUGACCGGUAUACCGGUGGCCGGGUGAAUGUGUUGACAAAUUUGUGUGUAGUAUGUCUGCUCAUCGGCGGAUACGCAACUUGGCAAAGACCAACUUUAGUGGCAACAAGGCCAAAGACGGAGAUACUUCGUCUACUCAUACCUCUGAAUGCUCGAUUUGUCUCAUGCCAGUCGCGGUACGCCUUCCCCCUGUCAUGCCUAGCUUCCAUCCUUUGGGUGGGUGCUCCGACUGAUGAAAUUUCACGUGUUGAAAUUUAUCGGAAGAAAAAAAAAAAAAGAGAAAUGCUGAUUCUUCAAUAGCCCUGUCAAUCGCUUUUCGUUGCACCGUGUUCUCAUGUAUGGCAUUACAAGUGCAUCCGGCCCCUUGUCGAGAAGGAAUACCCGACCUUCCUUUGCCCGAACUGCAGGGCUAUUGCCGAUCUCGAGAGGGAUAUCGAGGAUGAUGAUCUCGGGGAGGAACUCUGGGAGUCAAUGGGGGAUGUGGUGGAUCAAUUUACCGAUGACCAGGCGGGGAGAAUUACACAUGCCCUAGAAUCUGUGCAGCUAGGUUCGCCGGAAGGUGAUGGCCCGCCUAGGGAGGAUGCACAGGGUGGAAAUGUUGUAGAGGGCCAGGAGCCUGAGCCAGCUGGUCACGGUGUCCCUGCGCCUGCGGAACUUCCCUCCAGAUCAACUAGCACCCCGACCACCCACCCCGCCACAGAAGCCGCCCCGUCCCCGAUCGAGAUCCAACAGACCCCGAGCGGCUCUUGGAGAAGGCGCGGAGAACGGGUCACGGACCUUGAUCUCCGCCGGGAGGGCGAACCCCAGACCCCUGAACCUGACAAGACGGGUAGUGCGAGCAAUGGGAAUGGCAGCAGCGGAGAAGGUGGUCAGGAUGGGCCAAUGACCCCGAUGAACGAUGCUGGCCCGUUUGUAUUUGACGGCAGCGCAAUGGACAGUGCAUCGGCCGCCGUCCUACCGGCAGUGACCAAUCCCCCAAGCUCCCUCGAUGACAGCUCGGAUUGGAGAUCUGCUGUACCGAAUUAA
Tuber aestivum (summer truffle) is the source of this 2021-nucleotide messenger RNA. The record is from the annotation of a GenBank genome assembly. NCBI's taxonomy places the organism in Eukaryota, Fungi, Ascomycota, Pezizomycetes, Pezizales, Tuberaceae.